Molecule: messenger RNA, 2084 nt
Organism: Lycium ferocissimum
Lineage: Eukaryota; Viridiplantae; Streptophyta; Magnoliopsida; Solanales; Solanaceae
Exons: 4
Coding region: 65-532 (155 amino acids)
Source: RefSeq, a predicted model, not a curated record
UUUUCUUACAGAAAGUUUUCAGGCGAGAAGCAACAAGAAUGCAGCAAAUAGAGCUAAGUUAAAGAUGCUCCAUCAUAUUGGUAGCAAGCCAAUUAGAGAGAUUAUUUAUCAAAAGGGCGGAAAAGACGGCAACCCACCAGAUUUGGCAACUGUUUUCUUUGAGACUCGGAAGAAGAAUGACACACUUGUUGAUUAUGAAACAAUCAAGAAACAUGCUCAAAUUCAAGAAUUGGUGCAGUCUGAACCGUCUCUUCCUACCAUAGAAAUUGUAGAAAAAUGCUUUGGACCUCAAACUCGUAGCCAUGUAUUUGGAUUUGGUGGUGGAGUAAAGGCGAAAGAUUUUAAAGGUGGGACUUCCUCAAAGGUUGAUUUAUUGUCUGAGCUACGUUCAACUCGAGAAGAAAAUCAAUCUUUGAAGGAACGCUUGUCUAACUUUGAAAAUGAGAUGAAAGAACUGACACAAUUGAAAGAGUGGUUUUUAGCUCAACACUCCAAUUUCCAGCCUCCGACAUCAGAAUGCUCAGGAGAAUGACUAUUCCUUUGAUGAUACCAAGUUAGUAAUAACUUACUCAAAAUUAUAAUUUUCUUUAAAAUAUAUUUGCUUGCUUGGUCGAUUUUUGAAGCAUAAGCAUACUCCCUGUAUUGGGAUACGUGCCCUCCUAUAGCUAUUAACUUCAAUUGAAAUAUCUAUUAAGAGGUUAAGAAAUGAAAUAUUAACAUGAACUCUUAACUGUGUAACAUUCUGAUAGCUUCUUUUUGGCAAUAAAGUUCCAUGUUCUAGCUGGGUUGUAUUAGAUCGCAUAAAGGAUACAAAACAAGAGGUAGACUAUGCUAAUCCGGGGCAAAGACUGCAGUUAUAAACUAUAGACACACACAGUAAUUACAUCGUAGAGAUUUAUCUUACAAAAAAAUUUGCUUUGUCGCAUCUUAUUCUUAUGCUAGGCAUCUGCCAUUUGACUAGAUUGUAUGUUCCCUUGGCAUUUCUUGGGAGGUCUUGAUACUGAGAUGAAAAUUUCUGGUAGACAAUUAAUCUUUUAGGAACAGGUCUAAGUUUGUCAAUAGUGUCCCAGAUACUCCGUCAUGGCUGCUCCGUAACAAAGUUAGGAAAUGUACUAUUCAGUGCAACUUUCAGAGUCCAUAUGAUAUGGUAUUGAAUCUGCCUAUUCACAAUAUUAGUAUGAUCCUCCUUAUUUAUAGGAAGUGAUGCCCUUUGAAAGCUCCCAAAGAUAUUACAAUCGGGGUUAUAAGUAAAGUCAUCUUUUGCGCCAUAUUUUUAGGCUUUGUAGUAAACCAGUUGUUAAGGACAUUGGCUAGAGAGGUAGGAUUUGAUGAGUGAUCCCAAGAGGGAUUCCAAAAUAAUUCCAAAUCUUCUUAGCGACAUCACUUUCCACAAAGUAAUGCUCUGAGUAUUCUCUCUAACAGAAUUGAUACAACAAAUGGAGUUUUGAAAUUAUUGAUACAACAAAUAGAAUUUUUAGAUAUGUGACAUGUCCUCACUUUUAUUUGCACCUAAACAUUCUGAAAUCUGGUUGAUUAUAGUACUUAUGACUUUUUGAAAUCUUAUUUAUAAUGUUGAAAUGCUUUUGUGAUUUUCUAGUAGCUAGAAAAUAUUUGUAAUGGAGAAUAUAAGACUAGUUUAUGUCUGGAGGUAGUAGAGGGAAAAAAAUCAUCGGUAGAUGAUAGUAAAAUCGAGCAGUUUGAUUCGUGAAGAAGUAGAAAGAAGCAUAAGUUUUUCAACAUAAGAAAAUCAAGACUAAGUAGUUUAUCUACCUCCAUAUGAAAAAAGGAGACACAGGAAAAAUGUAUAUCAGGAAUGGUCUACAUCCUGAAGCAAGGUUUAGAAAAUAAAUGGAAGAUAUAAUAUAGAAUCACUGAUACAAUAGUUGAAACAAAUUACUUGUCAUCUUGAAGUGUCACAUACAUAAACAAAUUAGGUGAGUUCUCAUUAUUAUCCACUAGAAGACAAUUAUUAUGUUAUGGCAAGCUUGAAGAUAUAACAUAAAACAAGUAAUAGCUGUUAUACAUGUAGAUUUUAUACAAAUUUGUAGACAUCAUUGUUGCACGUUGAACUUGUUUGGUGGCUG